GCUUCUAUUGUCUCCAUUAAGUAACUCAUGUCCAUUAUCUCAUGCUCUACCCUUGGGAUCGUGGUCUUGCCUUUCACUGCACUGGUAUCAAUUCUGGACUUAUCUUCCACAGCACUAGCAUUAGUCCUAGCAUCACCAGCAAUGAGAUUGAUCUCAUCAAGUUUAACACUCUUCUCCUUCACGGGUUCACAGCUUCACCAGUUCACCUCUUUUUUCAGCUUUCAACAGACGAAUCCACUAGCAAGAUGGAUAAAGAUGAGAUGCAGCAUAUUGACACUAAAAAUGAAGGUGAAGACAUUGACUUAAAAGAUAAACUUGAUGAACGGGCUAAACUUCCUCCGCCAAAGAAGUCUAAGUCUAAGACUAAGACAAAUAAUAAAAACAACAAAAGGAGGAGGACUUCAAGUGUUUGCCAUUUCUUUCAGAUGCUUCCUACAAAAGAUGGAGAAAAGCCUAUUUGCAAAUGCAAAAAGUGUGGAAAGGAAUAUAUUGCUGUUGGAGUAUAUGGUAUUGGAAAUUUGAAGCGCGCCAUUUGAACGUAUGUUGAAUAAGAAUGAGCACAAAGAAGACACCUCUUCAAUGGAACCCUCAAUCUCUUCUAAUACAAUCUCUUAAUUUGGAUGUCUUUUAGUUGGACUUAAAUUUUGCCAUCAUGCAUAUUUUCUUAUGCCAUGUAAUCCUUUUGGUUUUCUGAUCUUAAACUAUGAUUUCUUUUAGUUUUUGAUAUGGCACUUGGAUGCCAUGUAAAAAAUUGUUUUUUUUUUUUUUUUAAAUAUAUUUUAUUAUGGAACUUUGACAUAUUAUUGAAUUUGAUAGAAUGGAUUGGAACCUUUUGGACUAGUAAUUUGAUUUUGAAGGAAGAAAAGAA
Quercus robur (English oak) is the source of this 868-nucleotide messenger RNA. RefSeq lists its product as uncharacterized. Bases 42 to 536 code for a protein of 164 amino acids. The record is from RefSeq and is a predicted model, not a curated record. NCBI's taxonomy places the organism in Eukaryota, Viridiplantae, Streptophyta, Magnoliopsida, Fagales, Fagaceae. The transcript has 2 exons.